UAUAACACAGGCCGUGUUAUGGAUCAUGUAAAAACUAAGUCCUAAAGUAAGUGUUUUCUUAUUGUAAUUGUGUCACCAUGGUUACAAGUGGCAACCGGCUAAACACAUCUUUACUCUUUGUGAUUGUCACAAAGCCACAUGUCACAUGAUUAUGAUGUCACAUAGAUUUUCUUUGCUGCUGGUUUUUUACCUUAGAUGCCUGUCCAUCGUACCAUUUUGGUACUCUUUUUCUUUUAUUUUGUUUUUUUUUCUCCUCGUAUUUGAGUACCAUUGCCGACCUGUAUUGAGACAUUUUCAACUAAAUGAUUCACCGCAGAAUCAUUCUUAAGGGGACUGACACAUAAAACUGUCUGCAGAUCUGCGUGAAUGUUUCCGAGCAAAGAUGCAGCGGUUCUCUUAACGCUCCAGUCGGAUGCCGUUGGAGGUCUGCCUGUCACUGGUGGGUGUCGAGAAGUCCUGAUUUGAUGGGGAGCCAGUGGUUUCAUGCCUGUAAAGACAUGGCUUGGAAAGGUUUUGCCCUCUUCCCACUCCAGUGUCAGGAACCAGAGGAUGGAGUGUUCCACUUUACCAGUGACGACUGAGUGCCAGAUCUCCUCUCCCACCUGUGAAUACAAAAUGGAGGAAGUUUUAGGGGCUGGGUCCUUUGGCGAGGUGGUCCAGUGCAGAAAGCUGUCGUCGGGCGAGACCGUCGCUUUGAAGGUGAUCAAGGACAGCAGCAAGAUGGAGGAGGCCAAGGAUGAGGAACGUGUUUUGAUCGAGCUGAAAGCACGAGGCUCGGACCGGUACAACAUAGUCAACUGGAAUGACUCCUUCACCUUCCAGGGGCAGUUUUGUCUGGAGUUUGAGAAACUUGACAUGAACCUUCAUCAGCUGCUCGAGUGUCGCCUGCCUCUGUCGCUGAUGGAGAUCCGACCAGUUCUUCAGCAGCUGACAACUGCACUGCAGUUCCUGAAGAGUGUGGGGAUUGUCCACUGCGAUCUGAAGCCAGACAACAUCAUGGUGGUGGACCACCUGCAGUUGCCACUGAAGGUGAAAGUCAUCGACUUUGGCUUGGCUCUACAUACGUCAGAGCUGUCUCGGGGCACGACAGUGCAGAGCAUGUGGUACCGAUGUCCCGAAGUGCUGCUGGGACACGAGUGCAAUGAGGCCAUCGAUGUAUGGUCUCUGGGCUGCAUCGCUGUGGAGCUGCUGCUUGGUCAUUCCCUGUUUGACGGCUGUGAUGAGUACAGCAUGCUGUCACAGAUCAACACCAUGCUCGGAAAACUGCCAGCCAGCCUCCUCAACGCGGGAAUAUUCACAUCGUGCUUCUUCCGCAAGAAAGCCAAAAAAUGGAGAUUGAAGAACCGGGCAGAAAUUAUCACAGCUUAUGACGGCACUCAACCUUUAAACAAACUUUCAGAUCUUUUAGAGGCUCGUUUUGUGCGACCAAUCAACUGCACCGAUGAGGACUGGUGCGCAAUGCAGUGUGACCUGGAGAUCUUUGUGGAUUUAGUUGCGUCGAUGCUUCUGAUGUCACCGCAAAAACGGGCUCGGCCUUGUCAAAUUCUGGAGCACAAAUUCAUUUCCAUGAGCCACUUUGAUGGCAAAUUCCCAAACAGCGCUUACGUCAGGCUCUGGCGCGACUGCAUGGAGGUGGACACCGCUCGGCCCGUAUGCAACAUGUCCAGCUUCACAUGCGGCGAUCACACCACCGAGCCCAAGGUGCUGGAGAAGUCGGUCAUCACCAUCAACGGCGGCCAAUCCUGGCAAACGGGCAACCACGGCCGCGUGAAGAGGAAACGAGACGUGGGGGACGAUGACCACAUCAGCCGGUAGGUGGUCGCAAGAAGUACCAUCCUUCAUAUUAAAGAGAUACAAAUGAGAAUCCCGGUCGACACAGUGCGUCACCUGUGAGUAAGAGGAGCAGCAGGGAUGCGGAAGUCAUCUACUUGUCAUCCAUCGACAGCUCCAGGAAGGGCGGGGGUGGCGUGACGCAGCAGCCGCACGCCGGCCACAUGAAAUUCCUCCACAUGGAACGUGGCGACGCCACGAUCCGGCGGAAGAAGAGCAAGGCGACGACGCAGGCGCACACUUCGGAAGAAGUCCAGGGGAGGAUCUGUGAAUUAUGAUUCUAUGAAAAAAAAAUGUAUUGGUUUUAUUACUCAAUUGAUUAUAAGGUUUAGAAUAGGGAAGGUAUUCAUAUGGCCCCGUUCCUGGGUGGAUUUGACGUGGAACGAAUCAAUCAAUCAAUCAAUCAAUGUUUAUUUAUAUAGCCCUAAAUCACAAGUGUCUCAAAGGGCUGCACAAGCCACGACGACAUCCGUGGCACAGAGCCCACAUAAGGGCAAGGAAAAACUCACAACCCCAGUGGGACGUCGAUGUGAAUGACUGAGAAACCUUGAAGAGGACCGGUCUCCCGCCCCUCUAAGGGAGACCGGAUGCAAAAGUAAAACUGAACUGGCUACAAAGUAAACAGAAACAGAAUGCUGGACGACAGCAAAAACUUACGGCGUCCACAAAGUACAUCCGUGACAAUCAACAAUGUCCACACAAAGAAGGAUAGCAACAACUUAAAUAGCUUUGCUUGUUAACGCAAAGCAGGUGCGGGGAAUAGCGCUCAAAGGAAGACAUGAUACUGCGACAGGAAAACACCAACAAAACAGGAAGGGCCACCAAAAUAACAGCGCAAGACAAGAACUUAAGCACAGGAAAACCCCAACAAACUCAACAUAAGGCACGACGACCUGGUGGAGUAUCAUUUUUUACCGUUUUCUGCUGGUGGUGUGCCUCCGUACUUUUCAAUCAAUCAAUGUUUAUUUAUAUAGCCCUAAAUCACAAGUGUCUCAAAGGGCUGCACAAGCCACGACGACAUCCGCGGUACAGAGGCUACAUAAGGGCAAGGAAAAACUCACCGCAGUGGGACGUCGAUGUGAAUGACUAUGAGAAACCUUGGAGAGGACCGCAAAUGUGGGUGACCACCCCCCUUCUAGGGGAGACCGGAUGCAAAAGUACAACUGAACUGGCUACAAAGUAAACAGAAACAGAAUGCUGGACGACAGCAAAAACUUACGGCGUCCACAAAGUACAUUCGUGACAAUCAACAAUGUCCACACAGGAAAACACCAACAAAACAGGAAGGGCCACCAAAAUAACAGCGCAAGACAAGAACUUAAGCACAGGAAAACCCCAACAAACUCAACAUAAGGCACGACGACCUGGUGGAGUAUCAUUUUUUACCGUUUUCUGCUGGUGGUGUGCCUCCGUAGUUUUCAAUCAAUCAAUCAAUGUUUAUUUAUAUAGCCCUAAAUCACAAGUGUCUCAAAGGGCUGCACAAGCCACGACGACAUCCGCGGUACAGACCCUACAUAAGGGCAAGGAAAAACUCACCGCAGUGGGAUGUCAAUAAGAAUGACUAUGAGAAACCUUGGAGAGGACCGCAAAUGUGGGUGACCACCCCCCUUCUAGGGGAGACCGGAUGCAAGAGUACAACUGAACUGGCUACAAAGUAAACAGAAACAGAAUGCUGGACGACAGCAAAAACUUACGGCGUCCACAAAGUACAUUCGUGACAAUCAACAAUGUCCACACAGGAAAACACCAACAAAACAGGAAGGGCCACCAAAAUAACAGCGCAAGACAAGAACUUAAGCACAGGAAAACCCCAACAAACUCAACAUAAGUCACGACGACCUGGUGGAGUAUCAUUUUUUACCGUUUUCUGCUGGUGGUGUGCCUCCGUAGUUUUCAAUCAAUCAAUCAAUGUUUAUUUAUAUAGCCCUAAAUCUAAAAGUGUCUCAAAGGGCUGCACAAGCCACGACGACAUCCGCUGUACCGAGCCCACAUAAGGGCAAGGAAAAACUCACAACCCCAGUGGGAUGUCGAUGUGAAUGA
Messenger RNA from Nerophis lumbriciformis (worm pipefish), 3870 nucleotides. Its product is annotated as homeodomain-interacting protein kinase 1-like. The record is from RefSeq and is a predicted model, not a curated record. Gene Ontology annotation, biological process: intrinsic apoptotic signaling pathway in response to DNA damage by p53 class mediator; positive regulation of transcription by RNA polymerase II; smoothened signaling pathway. Gene Ontology annotation, cellular component: nucleus; cytoplasm; PML body. Gene Ontology annotation, molecular function: SMAD binding; ATP binding; transcription coactivator activity. NCBI's taxonomy places the organism in Eukaryota, Metazoa, Chordata, Actinopteri, Syngnathiformes, Syngnathidae.